UCUGAUCUUCAGCACCAUUUCUAGUUCGGAAAUUGUCUCGUUUAGUACGUGAUACAGAAAUUAUUUUAACUUGUGUAAAUAAUAAGAAUUGUAAAAAUGAACAAAUUCACCGUGUUUCUUGUGCUUGCAGUUGCCACCGCGGCUUUCGCAUUCCCUGCAAAACAGGUUGAAAAUCAAGGGACUUCAGAUAUCGUGAAGAGAAUCAGUAGAGAAGCUUUUGCUGAUCCUCACCAUCAUCAUCAUGAUCAUCAUGAUCAUCAUGGAGGAGGAUUUGGUGUAGGAUACGCAGGAGGAUAUGGUCACGGAUACCAUGAUCAUGGACACCAUGACCAUGGUCACGGAGGAUUCGUAGGAUUAGGUGGAUAUGGAAGUCAGGGACUUUAUGGAUAUGAUAAUCACGGACAUGGACACGGAGGUCAUGGACACGGAGGUCAUGGACACGGAGCUUAUGGACACGGAGGUCAUGGAUACGGUGGAUAUGGAAACGGUGGACAUGGAGGUUAUGGUCUCUAUCCAAGUGGAGGCGGCGGAAAUUCUUUUGCUAACAGUCAAGCUAAUGCUGCAUCCUUUAAUACGCCUUUCGGAAGCGCAUCUUUUGCACAGGCAAAUGCUGGUGCCAAUGCCUUUGGGCGAUAAAAUUCUGCGAGACGAUUCCUGUGGUGCUAUUGUGUUCACAAGUUCUGCGCUUAAGACAAGAAACAAGACUUUGACGGUCCCUCAUUUUGGGAAACAAUUAUUUAUAAGCAGAGUUUACGGAA
This is a messenger RNA of Belonocnema kinseyi, 758 nucleotides long. Its product is annotated as glycine-rich cell wall structural protein-like. The coding region runs from base 97 to 636 and encodes 179 amino acids. The transcript has 3 exons. Lineage: Eukaryota; Metazoa; Arthropoda; Insecta; Hymenoptera; Cynipidae. The record is from RefSeq and is a predicted model, not a curated record.